AUGCUUUUAGAUGCUUAUGCGAAUCUCGAGUCCCUCACCGAGCUUCAUCGGCAAGUCAAAAAUCUGAGCAUGCUACAGCAGAAGUUUCACGAGGAAAUACUACCCGCAAAGGACUUGCCGAAGGAGUUCUUUAUUUCUCUACUCCGCUUCAAGUACUUCUUGGAGCAAACGGCAAAGGGGCCUUUAGACAAGCUCAAAGUAGCUGUUACAGCCUCUCCACCGAUGCGGAAAUUCUUCGUCCGUGAGCCUCCUGUUGAUCCUGACUCAACAAAGAUAUUUGUAAGGAGUCGCCCGGGAUUCAAGACGGAAAAGGUAGAACAACAAAUGAUUUGGUUGUUACGAACACUGUGGGAAGAUGAUUAUACCAUCUUUCUCAUUCGCGUGCCUAACGUCGUCGAUGAGUUGGAGCGACUGCUACAGGCGGAGCCUAAGGCGGAUGCCCUCGUAUCGGCCCACGUGGCCAAAAUGAUCGGUGAUUUAGCCAUUGUCACACAGAGUCUCAAGCAACUCGAGCUCUAUCAGCCAUGGGCCCAACAGUUCGAGAUGGCUUCGGCUGACCAUGUAGAAGACUUCAAAGAGCAGUACAACGCGCUACAGAAACCUAUAGCACAGCUUCACGCUGCAUUUUUACAAAAGGCCCUGGAUAACGCCGCUAGACUUGCGGAGCCGUCAGGUGGCAAAUUUACUUACCCAUAUAACAAACGUCGGACAAAGGAGACAGUAGACGCUUUGCGACAGGCUGAGUCGAAUUUAGAUAUGUUCUGGGCUCAGGUUGACGACAUAACAAAAGCUAGAGUUACAGAUUUCAAAGAUACAGCUCUUUAUCGCCUUCUUUCUCAGCCACGCAUCUUGAGAAGAACCGCAGAAUGGGUUGAACCUACAAAAACAAGAGAAAAAGCUAAACCCGCCCUGGGCCUGGACCCAGAUCUUUGGGCCCUCAACCGUCCACUUUCAAACCUGUUCCUGGACCAACCUGCACAAACACCUCAGAGAUUCAAUGCUCAUGACUUUCAGUCCAAGAUCAAGAUCAAGACCAAGGGUGACCCCUCUGGAACGUCUAACAACGAUAACGUGGCACCAACUGAUGCCAUAAAACCCGAAAUUCUCAACGCUCAGCCAGUAUUUUCCGUCGAUGUUCGAGCAUUGAAGGUGUUUCGCACUUUAUUCUUUAACCCCGAGGUAACAUCGACGCCUGGCUCCAUUUCAUGGAGCGACUUUCUCUAUGCAAUGGCCUCUGUAGGUUUCCAGAUUGAGAAGCUCUAUGGCUCUGUCUGGCAGUUUUCUCCUACAAUUUUAGAUAUUGAGCGAGGGAUUCACUUUCAUGAGCCCCAUCCAAAAGGCAAGAUUCCUUUUGAAGUCGCUCGACGGCACGGGCGAAGAUUGACACGGGCUUAUGGCUGGUUCGGGGGCAUGUUUAUGCUCAAGGAGAAGCAAUAA
Molecule: messenger RNA, 1437 nt
Organism: Fusarium tjaetaba
Lineage: Eukaryota; Fungi; Ascomycota; Sordariomycetes; Hypocreales; Nectriaceae
Exons: 1
Coding region: 1-1437 (478 amino acids)
Source: RefSeq, a predicted model, not a curated record